Messenger RNA from Meloidogyne enterolobii, 392 nucleotides. The record is from the annotation of a GenBank genome assembly. NCBI's taxonomy places the organism in Eukaryota, Metazoa, Nematoda, Chromadorea, Rhabditida, Meloidogynidae.
AUGCAAAUAAGGACAAAUAAAGAUGUUCAAAAUUUAAUAGAAAGAUUAAAUAAUCAUAUAAAAAUGCAAGAAGGGAAGGAUAUUUUAAUGGAAAUGAAAAAUUAUUUGAGACAAUACCACUAUGGGUUUUUAAGAGAAGCAUUGAAAAAUAAUGAAGAAUUGAAGGAAAAACUUAAAAAGAAAAAAUUUUCAAGAUAUUUGAUUUUAAAUUUAUUUGUGGAUAAAGAAAUGUUUAAUAAACUUAUUGAAGAACUGGAGCUGCUAGAUGAGGAAGGUAUGAUUAAAAUUAAGUAUUGGCGUGAGGUUGGAAUGGUACUAGUCAAAUAGAUUUUUUUGAUGCUAAUACCAGUAGUAAGAAAAGUUGUGACCAACCAAACCAAGAGUAAUAUAAA